Phycodurus eques (leafy seadragon) is the source of this 1051-nucleotide messenger RNA. RefSeq lists its product as uncharacterized. The transcript has 8 exons. Lineage: Eukaryota; Metazoa; Chordata; Actinopteri; Syngnathiformes; Syngnathidae. The record is from RefSeq and is a predicted model, not a curated record. Bases 1 to 912 code for a protein of 303 amino acids.
AUGGGCAUGAAGGGCGAGGAUGACAAGAAAGGAAAGACAGACAACCAGAGAGCUGUUCACAUCGUGCCGCCGCGUCUCCGGAGGAACAACAACUCUGUGACAAAGGUCCCCCGACAAAGCCUUGGGACCCCCAAAUGUCGAGUCAGGAAAGACAUGGAGGAAAGCUAUGAGACAUUUGAAGAGGAGUUAGGGCCACCAAGAGACGAUCCUCCUCCGCAGAAGCCUGUUCGACAGAUCAGACAACCAGAAAUGUAUGUAAGCAGGAAAGUUAGAGAGGAAAUGUCUGAAGUAGAACCAAAGACUUUACACAUGGAUUCAAGCGCUCCCAGGAAAUUUCCUAUGCAAAAAACCUUGUCCAUGCAGAAUUUGGGCCAGAUUGAGACACCGUGGGAGAACGUCACACUCAACCGCUGUCUCUUUGUGGCCAUUACCAUCCUGGUGCUCACCUCAGGGUGCCAGAGACUUCAUGAAACCCUGCGUGGUCAGGGAACAGCAGAGGAGGAGGAGGCGGAGGCGGAGGUCAAAUUGACCGUGAGACAUCCAACCACGUUACGACACAGAGGCAAACCACCGGAGUCUGAGACGACCCUGUGGGAAGUUUUGUUUUGGUGGCUGCCGGACCUUGGUGACGAUGAGAAUGAUGUAAAGCGGAGGAGAAGAGGAGCAACGGGCCAAAGCUCGAGGGGUCUCAGAAACAAGCCAGUCCCAGACAAAAAACUCAUGAAGCAGAGCGAAGGGACAUUAAAGACCAGGAGAGCCAAGAAAGCCCGAGAACAUAAGGCUAAAGACAAGAAAGACAAGGACAUACUGAAGACACACGAAGGAGAGGACAAAAAGGUUGAAAAUGAGGAGUUGGUAUCAAACACAAUGAGAGAGACUAAGGAAAAGAAGAAAAAGACUGAAAAGGAAUGAGGUCUUUUUCUUGGUACAAAUGAUUUCUUGCAGUUUUAGUAUAACUGAAUAUAACUUGCUGGUUUGUCUUAGUAUCUCCACCAACCAGUCACCUUGCCACUUGCAUCCACAUCUGUCAAUACAGCUAGAUAAUUUGAAU